Messenger RNA from Danaus plexippus (monarch butterfly), 3293 nucleotides. RefSeq names its product calpain-B-like (gene CalpA). NCBI's taxonomy places the organism in Eukaryota, Metazoa, Arthropoda, Insecta, Lepidoptera, Nymphalidae. Gene Ontology annotation, biological process: proteolysis. Gene Ontology annotation, molecular function: calcium ion binding; calcium-dependent cysteine-type endopeptidase activity. The record is from RefSeq and is a predicted model, not a curated record. Bases 180 to 2888 code for a protein of 902 amino acids. Gene Ontology annotation, cellular component: cytoplasm. The transcript has 20 exons.
UUUGGUGGCAACCUCGUAAACAUUUUCCAUUAAUAUGCUAACAAAUUAUAUCGUUUGAAACAAGAAAUAUCGAUUUUGGACCGAGGACAUGUGACAGCAAUUAUUUGUACUUAACAAAUGAUUAACCGGCCCUGACCUAUAAAGGGAUCCAAACAACUUCAUCACUGCGACCAGUCCUAAUGAGCGUGUCCAACAUGGAAGAAGAAUUUGUUAAAUUGAAUAAAAAUAAUUCCAUGAAAGUGACCACCGGUUUCCAGAAUGUGAUUGUACUAACGGCAGUUGAGGCUUUCAAUAAACCUGAAUCCAUACCUAAAACCGAUCGAGAUGUUAAAAACGCGGGGUUUUUUGCGAAAUUACUAAGGAAAUCGAAUGUGUCGGAUAUCGAUAAGACAAAAGGAAAACCUCUUUGGGCCAACAAAAUCGAUUCAGAUGAAAGAAUUGAUAUCGAGAACCGAAAAAUAGUAUCGACUACAGACAGGUCAAACAUCUCGAAUAGAUUUCAUUUCGCCAAACCGGAAGUUACGUCCGAAGUUACAUCGGAAGUUAAUAACGAUGAAAUCAAAAAUAAAUCACCACGUAAAAAAUCGAUCGUCGUACCAAGUAGGGUAAAUCGAUUCAAAACGCCAGUAAAUUACAACGGCAGUCACAUGUUCAUGCCUACAGGCGAACGUUUGUUCUGGCUCGGUGAGACCCGUCCGUCAUCAUUCGGUCCAGCCACGUACCAGGAUUUCAAGGAGAUCAGAUCUCGCUGUCUCUCCGAAGGCAGGCUGUUCGAGGAUCCGGAAUUCCCGGCCACCGAUCGCAGUUUGUACUACAAGGAACGUCUGGAUAGACCCUUAACAUGGCUAAGACCUGGGGAAAUCAGCGAAGAUCCGCAGCUAUUCGUGGAGGGCUACAGUCGCUUCGACGUGCAACAGGGCGAGUUAGGAGACUGUUGGUUGCUGGCUGCCGUCGCCAAUCUGACGCUCCAUAGAAAACUCUUCUUCCAAGUAGUGCCGGACGACCAGAGCUUCGACGAAGAAUACGCUGGUGUCUUCCACUUCCGGUUCUGGCAGUAUGGUCGCUGGGUGGACGUUGUCGUCGACGACCGCCUGCCGACGUACCGCGGUAAACUGGUCUUUCUUCACUCAUCAGAGAGAAAUGAGUUUUGGAGUGCCUUAUUGGAGAAGGCCUAUGCUAAACUCCACGGUUCCUAUGAAGCCUUAAAGGGAGGUUCAACCUGUGAAGCCAUGGAAGAUUUCACGGGCGGUGUGACCGAAAUGUACGAAAUGACGGAACUACCGCCCAACUUCUAUACUAUACUACUGAAAGCAUACGAACGUAACUCACUCAUGGGAUGCAGUAUUGAGCCGGACCCCAAUGUAUUGGAAGCGGAGACCCCAGUAGGUCUGAUCAGGGGUCACGCGUACUCCGUGACUAGGGUCAAGUAUGUUGACAUAGAGACCCCGGGACGUGCUGGGAAAAUACCCCUCUUGAGGUUAAGGAACCCCUGGGGCAAUGAGGCUGAAUGGAACGGACCUUGGAGUGAUAAAUCACCAGAAUGGCGCUUCAUCCCGCAAUCCGAGAAGGAGGAGCUGGGGUUGACGUUUGACGAUGAUGGAGAAUUUUGGAUGGCAUUCAAGGACUUCACCAGCAACUUUGAUAGAGUCGAAAUCUGCAACUUGAACCCCGACUCCCUGGACCCCGAAGAAUGUCCUGAGGGCUGCACCAAGAAGUGGGAGAUGUCUGUGUUUGAAGGGGAGUGGGUCAGAGGUGUAACCGCUGGCGGCUGUAGGAAUUACCUGGAAUCGUUUUGGAAGAAUCCUCAAUACACCGUUACACUGAAAGACCCCGACGAAGAUGACGCGGAGAACAAAUGUACCAUAAUAGUGGCGUUGAUGCAAAAGAACCGUCGCUCUCAGCGUCACCAGGGGCUCGAGUGCCUCACCAUAGGGUUCGCGGUGUACCGCCUGCCCGACUACGGCCAUGUGCCCAAGCCCUUAGAUGUCAACUUCUUCAAAUACAACGCCAGUGUGGGCAGGUCGCAGGCCUUCAUCAAUCUGAGGGAGGUCAGCGCCAGAUUCAAAUUCGAGCCCGGAAGCUACGUCAUAGUGCCGUCCACCUUCGAACCUGACGAGGAAGGGGAGUUCCUGUUGCGUGUGUUCUCCGAGAAAACGAAUAACAUGACAGAGAACGACGAAGAAGUAGGGAUGGGAGACGUGGAUGACAGAGUGAAGGAAAUAACUCCCAACCCGGAGCCCGCGGAUCCUGUUAGAGAGUUCUUCACCCGCCUGGCUGGGAGCGACGGGGAGGUGGACUGGCAGGAACUGAAGGAGAUACUGGACUACGCCAUGAGAGAGGAAAUGGCUAUGCGGCAUGGCGCUUAUGACGGGGGCGGGGGAUCCCCGCCGAGCGAACAGAGCUGUUUGGAACAGCUGCUUUGCGCGCUCUGCACGCCGAUCUGCAAGGAGAUAGGAAUAGACUUGCAGCAGAUGCAAACACAGCCGGAGCAGGUCCACCUCAACCAGCCGCAGACGCAAGAACUAAAAGGACAAGGUUUCUCUAAGGAAGUCUGUAGGAGUAUGGUUGCUAUGUUGGACAAAGACAACUCUGGCGGACUCGGCUUCGAAGAGUUCAAAUCUCUUUGGAUCGAUUUGCGCAACUGGAGGGCCGUGUUCCGCCUGUAUGACGUGGAAGGUCGCGGCGCCAUCCCCGCCCACAGUCUCCGAGACGCGCUGCACUCCGCCGGAUACACCGUCAACGCACACGUACUGAACGUGCUCGCUCACAGAUACGGGUCAAGCGAUGGCUACAUACAGUUUGAUGACUUCAUCAUGUGUUCGGUGCGGCUGAAGACCAUGAUCGCGAACAACGAGCCGCUUGAGAAUCUUGAACGGGAGCUGCCUUGAGACACCCAACGGACGGAAGGACACAAACGCUUUCCAAGGCAGGUCGUCGGGCGGCGACUACGCCACGUUUUCUCUGGACGAAUGGCUGAAUCGCACAGUCUACUCCUAAAAAGCCUUAUCACGUACGACUUAAAGUCCAAAAUUGUCCGCCAAAAAGUUAUUAUAGUCACAAAUUCAUGUUAUACGGGUAUUUUUUAACGACUCGUCAGAGCAUUUUAUCCACCGAUGACCCAUUCCAAUGCUGGGUGAAUAUUCUUCCUCCAGGGACUGUGCGGUCGCUUCCCAGUACACUCAUCGAUACGCUAAUAUAUGACAAUGCAUUUCGCUUGCAAGUUAUCUGUAUGAAAAUUUUUAUUAUUUUAUAUCCUCAAAGAGAUCUGAAUAUAUGUUAUAUAUAAAAAAUAA